Molecule: messenger RNA, 501 nt
Organism: Ramularia collo-cygni
Lineage: Eukaryota; Fungi; Ascomycota; Dothideomycetes; Mycosphaerellales; Mycosphaerellaceae
Exons: 1
Coding region: 1-501 (166 amino acids)
Source: RefSeq, a predicted model, not a curated record
AUGCCUUCUUCUGUCGAGGACGAGCUCUGCAAGGGCUUCGUAGCCCUCCCAUUCCACGACGACUUCUCCGGGGAGCCCAUCCCCAUGACACCCAUCACCACCAAGGCCCUCCGCAACGGCCUUGAAUCGCUUCCUCAAGAAAUGUACGAUAUGAUCUACAACCACGUCUUCCACAUCGAGCCACACUCGGAGGUCAUCACCAAGGCAUACAAACCGCCCAUCCAGCUCCAGAUCAGCAGCAAGACUCGUGCGCGCGCCAUGCAAUCGUACUACGGUGCAAACGCGGUCUGGGUGUUUGAGAAUCCCGACGAAGCAAAGUAUCUCAUUCACAGCUGGUUUGCUUCGCUGCCGCCAGCUGUUGAGAACUAUUUCAGGGCUAGAUGCGUGAAUGGGACGUGCCAGUGGCACUUUCAUGAAGGAGGUUGGGCUUUGCACGUCUAUCAGCUCAAGCAGACCGGCAGGACGAAGCCUUUCCUAAUCGAAGGGCUCUGGCUGCACUGA